Cuscuta europaea is the source of this 1362-nucleotide messenger RNA. Lineage: Eukaryota; Viridiplantae; Streptophyta; Magnoliopsida; Solanales; Convolvulaceae. The record is from the annotation of a GenBank genome assembly.
AUUUCUUGAAUAUAUACAUAUAUAUGUGCAAAGUAUGAAUUAAUUAGUCACAUUUCCUGUCCUCCCAUAAGCCGGGGGACUAUUUUAAUAGGAUCAAAUAAAACACAUUAAUUAACGAAUCCAGAAAGGGCUAAUUAAGAAACAAUGUUUCGGUUGUUAUUCCUCACCUUUUUGGCCUUCAUCCCCUUUCUCCUCCCUGGCUUUCCCGCCACAGAAGUAACUGAAUUAACCGUCGACCACAACUCGUGGCGGGACUUCCUUAAUUUCGUCGACCUCGGAAAGGGAAGCCAAGUCACAGGCGUGUCUGAGCUCAAGAAAUACUUUCACCGUUUCGGAUACCUCCGGUCGCCGGUGCAGGGGAGUAAUGACCAUCAUAAUAGCUUCACCGAUUUCUUCGACGACCAACUCGAGUCUGCCGUUCUCCGGUAUCAGAAGAACCUCGGGUUGGCCGUGACCGGAAAACUUGACUCUGAUACCAUCAACAAAAUCGUGCAGCCGAGGUGCGGCGACGUCGACGACGGGAUGAGGCACUCAGCGGCGUUGCGUGGCACGAAGAAAUACGCCUACUUUUAUGGCCAUCCGCGGUGGAGGAGACCGCCGGUGGGACUGUUGACUUACGCGUUCUCGCCGGAUAACAUGAUCGAGUAUAUACCCUUAUCGGAGAUAAAGGCGGUGUUUCUGAAGGCCUUCUCGCGGUGGUCGGCGGUGAUCCCAGUGAACUUCACGGAGAUCGACGACUACCCCUCGGCUGACAUCAAGAUUGGGUUUUACCGCGGCGACCAUGGCGACGGAGAGCCGUUCGACGGAGUAUUGGGAAUAUUAGCCCACGCCUUCUCGCCGGAGAACGGGAGGCUUCACCUUGACGCGGCGGAGACGUGGGCCGUUGACUUCGUGAAGCAGCAGUCAAAGUUGGCAGUGGAUUUGGAAUCUGUGGCCACGCACGAGAUUGGUCACAUUCUUGGGCUGGCCCACUCAUCGGUCAAAGAUUCAAUAAUGUACCCAAGUUUGAGCCCAAGAACCAAGAAGGUGGAUCUCCGGGUUGAUGACGUGGCAGGGAUCCAAGCUUUAUACGGGUCGAAUCCGAAUUUCAGGUAUAGUUCGUUGUUGUGGUCGGAUAUUUCUUCCGGUUCGUGUAUUAAGCUUGGAAGGAGAUCAUCAAAAUGGACCGCUUUAUUCGUCAUGCUAUUUUUCCUUUUGUAAAGUUUACAUUCAGCUUGUGAUUGUUUAGAUUUAAUUUAUUUUGUUUUAAGCAACUUUGUAAAUAUUAUAAUUGUACAGACCUGUAAAAAUGAGAGAGAUAUGAAAUAGAUUUUAUAGAAAAAUUUUAUGUUUCAUAUAUACACAUACCUUAAGAGAAUUCGA